This is a messenger RNA of Lontra canadensis (Northern American river otter), 4938 nucleotides long. RefSeq names its product microtubule associated scaffold protein 1 (gene MTUS1). Lineage: Eukaryota; Metazoa; Chordata; Mammalia; Carnivora; Mustelidae. Bases 184 to 3993 code for a protein of 1269 amino acids. The record is from RefSeq and is a predicted model, not a curated record. Gene Ontology annotation, cellular component: nucleus; cytoplasm. Gene Ontology annotation, molecular function: microtubule binding. The transcript has 15 exons.
AAGGUAACUUCUGUUUUUAUGAACAUGCAAUUAGAAGGGAACAAGAAAUCAUUACAACUUCAAAGCAUUUUAGAAACUUUCAACUGUGCUAAAACUUUGGAUAUGGACAGUUUUUCCUUUCCUCUCAUUUGAAAGGAUUUCGAGAAGAAAUAAAAUGGCAGAGGUUUAAAGUUAAUAUUCAGGAUGAAUGAUGAUAAUUCAGAUGAGAAGACAGAAGAUGAACUUCAAUCCUUACUUAUCAGUGAUAAAAAUGAAAACACAUAUGCAUACAACCAAAAAUCACACAUACAGAACUCGUCAACCAAUAAGGUAAAUUGGAAUCCUGCCAAGCCAGAUGACAUGGUGGUUGAUUAUGAAACCAGCUCUGCUGUGGACAUUGAUGAAAGUCUUGCUUUAACCCCUCAGUGUGUGGAAGUACUUGAUCAACCAAAGUCUUCAAGUCAGUUGAUUGGUAAGGAGGUGUUUGAUAUCCAUGAAGACUCUACACUUCAGUCUUGUGCACACGUUGUAAAUACAGAGGAGCCCAAAUAUCUGCGCAACAGUUGUCAUUCCCUAGAAUCAUUCCAGGACCAGAAUGCUGAGACAUCUCUGCCUUUUGUGUGGAAACCCAGCAAUGGUGAUUUGUACUAUGAGGACUCUCCUACUGCUUUGGAGCUAAACCAAACAUUUGACAUGACCGUGGAUCAUGUUAACUGCACCUUUAUAGCACAGCAUGCCAUUGAAAAGAGCCUGUCUUUGCAUACCUCUGGAAAUCUGCAGCCAACUGGCAUGGGGAGUGGAAACCCAUCUUUGUCCUGUUCCAUUCAUACAUCUUCCCAUUCUGCUAACAUGCACAUGAGAGAAACAAAUUAUGGAGAGAGCUUUGAAAACCAACAAGCCACUGCAGCAGAGGCUCAAGACACAACUUACACAGCAUUUUCUGAUGUGAUGCAAACUGAUACUGUUGUUCCAGAUACUGGCAUUCAGUGUCCAUAUUCUUCAGGACGGGUCACCAGUGACUACACAGAUGGGUCACAGCAAAGACUAGUUGCAGAAAAAGUGGUACAAGCUCAAACACCAGUUUCUGAAGGCAUGGACGUUCCCAAUGAGUCUGUAUUACAAGAAUUCUUUUGUUUAUCUAAAGAUGAACAAAAUAGUGAGACACAUUCACAGAGCUCAUAUGGGCAAAAGGAAAUGAGCCAAAAUCUAAGAGAAAAAGUGUCCAAUUGUCUUAUAGAUGAUGAAUGCCCAUCACUGGUGCCAGCUUUUGAUAAAAACGAAGCCCAAGUGCUGAACCCAGAGCACGAAGUCACUGUGGCUGAAGACCCACAAAAUGCCUCUAAUGAAAAGGAUUUAGAAACCCAAAAUCGUACCAUUGAAUUGAUACUGAGUAGCCCACCAGGACAAAAGAUGGCUUCAUCAGUUGAACUGAGUCAGGAUGCAAAUGAUAUGGUCAUUAGCACAAAUAACCCAGUUUGCAUGUCAACGCCAGUCCUAGAUUCUCCAAAUGCAACCUUUUCUAUUUCGCCUACUGAAGCAACCAAGAAAUGUAGUAAAGUGGAGAAGAGUCCUCGAGAGCUUAGAAAUUUACCAAACUUGAAGGGGGCACCUAUGAACAUGUCUAAACCUAAUUUAGGAAAAUUGACAACUAAAAUGAACACCCCUAUCGGCAGCAAAGUUAGAAAAACCGAAAUUAUAAGUUACCCAAGACCAAACUUCAAGAAUGUCAAAGCAAAAGUUGUGUCUAGACCGGUGUUGCCAUCCAAAGACCCUGCUUUAUCAAAGGUCACGCUCAGACCUCCCUUAACCAGUGCCUCAUCACCUGCCUCAUCAGGGUCUUCCUCAAGACAGCCGACAGCUUUGAACAAAGCACCAAGGUCUGACUUGAAUGUAGAUACAAAAGCAGAAAUCCUAAUUAACAAGACGCAUAAGCAGCAAUUUAAUAAACUCAUUACUAGCCAGGCUGUGCAUGUUACAACUCAUUCUAAAAAUGCUUCACACAGGGUUCCAAGAACAACAUCUGCCAUGAAAUCGAAUCAGGAAGACCUUGACAAAGCAAGUUCUAAUUCAGCAUGUGAGACUGGGUCCGUGGCGACCUUCUUCCAGAAGAUCAGAGACCUACUCCCUGUUAAAAUGGAAAGCACAGAGUGUUUGGAAAUAACAUAUGCUUCCAGCAUGGAUAGGAUUAGCCCUGAAAAGAAGGGUGAAAAAGAAAAUGGGACACCUACGGAAAAACAAGAGCUAAAGAAGGAAAUUUUGAAUGAGACCUUUGAAUAUGGUUCUCUUUUCUUGGGUUCUCCUUCAAAAUCUGCGGCUGCAUCAUCUAAGCCUGACUCCUCCAAUCUGAGGAAAACACCUGGUUCAAAAGCCAAAGUAGGGCCCUCUGUUUCCUGUUUGAGGCGGAAUAGUGACAGUAGAAACCUCAAUUCUGAUCGGGCCUUAUCUCCGCAGAGGAUCCGGCGCGUGUCCAGUUCUGGAAAACCUACAUCCUUGAAAAAUGCACAGCCGUCUCGGGUGAAUUUGCCUAGACCACUUCCUAAAUCCAAAGCAUCUUUGAAAAGUUCUGCACUGAGGAGGACGGGAAGCACCUCCUCUCUUACCAGCACCCACAGUGAUCUGAGUACUUACAGCAAUAAUUCUGGAAAUGCCGCUGUCCUCAAGUAUGAGGAAAAAACUCCCAAACCAGCAUUUCAGAAUGGUUCCUCAGGAUCCUUAUAUUUGAAGCCUUUGGUAUCCAGAGCUCAUGCACACUUACUAAAAACUCCUCCAAAAGGUCCCUCAAGAAAAAACCUAUUUACCGCUUUUAAUGUGGUUGAAAAGGGCAGGCAAAAGAAUCCCAGAAGUUUGUGUAUCCAGACACAGACAUCUCCAGAUGUGCUCUCCUCUGAAAAAACGCUUGAGUUGGCUCAAUAUAAAACAAAAUGUGAAAACCAAAGUGGAUUUAUCCUACAGCUCAAGCAGCUUCUUUCCUGUGGUAAUACCAAGUUUGAAGCAUUAACAGUUGUGAUUCAGCAUCUACUCUCUGAGCGGGAGGAAGCACUCAAACAACACAAAACCCUAUCUCAAGAACUUGUUAACCUUCGAGGAGAGCUAGUCACUGCUUCAUCGACCUGUGAGAAAUUAGAAAAAGCGAGGAAUGAGUUGCAAAUAGCUUAUGAAGGGUUCGUCCAGAAGCUAAACCAGCAGCACCAGACUGAUCUAUCAGAGCUAGAGAAUCGGCUUAAAGAAUUUUACACUGGGGAGUGUGAAAAGUUCCAGAAUAUUUACAUUGAAGAAGCAGAGAAGUAUAAAACUCAGUUGCAAGAGCAGUUUGACAAUUUAAAUGCUGCCCAUGAAACCUCUAAGUUGGAAAUUGAAGCCAGCCACUCAGAGAAAAUCGAAUUGCUAAAGAAAGCCUAUGAAACCUCCCUUUCAGAAAUCAAGAAAAGCCAUGAAGUGGAAAAGAAAUCACUUGAGGAUAUGCUUCACGAGAAGCAGGAAUCAUUGGAGAAACAAAUCAAUGAUCUGAAGAGUGAAAAUGAUGCUUUAAAUGAAAAGUUGAAAUCAGAAGAACAAAAAAGAAUAUCGAGAGAGAAAGCAAAUUUAAAGAACCCUCAGCUCAUGUACCUGGAGCAGGAGUUAGAGAGCCUGAAGGCCGUGUUGGAGAUCAAGAACGAGAAACUCCAUCAGCAAGACAUCAAGUUAAUGAAAAUGGAGAAACUGGUGGACAAUAACACAGCCUUGGUUGACAAACUGAAGCGAUUUCAGCAGGAGAAUGAGGAAUUGAAAGCUCGCAUGGACAAGCACAUGGCGAUUUCCAGGCAACUUUCCACCGAGCAGGCUGUCCUUCAGGAGUCACUGGAGAAGGAGUCCAAGGUCAACAAGAGACUGUCCAUGGAGAACGAGGAGCUGCUGUGGAAGUUGCACAACGGGGACUUGUGCAGCCCCAAGAGGUCCCCCACUUCUGCUGCUGUCCCCUUCCAGUCACCGAGGAACUCCGGCUCCUUCCCCAGCCCCAGCAUCUCACCCAGAUGACGCUUUCUGGAAGCUGGGAGACUGUCCAAAAGCUUUUGUACAGGUCUGCGGGACUGACCCUAACCACGCUCAUGGGAGCGAGCACUACGGUAGUGGACGCGUGCUGACCACUCUGGAACUAGAGAGUCGCCACCCCCGAGGCUCCUUAGGAGACUGGAACUCUGGAGAAAGACUUGGACCCCGUCCCAGAGCCUCCCCCCAAAGAUCUCAGAAUGGAUCUACAUGGACGCUGUUGCACAAAGCACUUCAAGAACAAGAGGGUCUUGUUCAUUGCCUUUUUCACCUAAGCAUAAGGGGAAAAAAACUCUCAGGGGCCUGUUAAGAUAAAGAUUUAUAACCUUUAUAAUGUUCUUCACCACAGACACCUUCUUGUGAUUUUUGUUUUGGUCUGACUGGGGAUGUGUGAAUGAAAUGGGUGCACAGAGUGUCAUGUGUCCGACGCUGCCUCCUUUGCUCUGAAUUGAAAGUCCAAUGCUGUGUAAAUCUGGGUAUGUACUAAUCUAAUAACAGUCAGUGUAUGCAUUUCUGCAAAAGCCAUAGGAGGAGGAACGAUAGUCGCUUGAAUUAAAAUUCUCUACCACCAUCUUGGCUCAGCCCUUGACGGUGGGGAGUGGUAAUGACAGGAAAAGCUUUGGCUCGUCCAUGUCUAUCCAGCUCUGUAUCCUUCUGGAGUAACUUGUUGGCAGGCUUUCGGUGCUUGGUAAUGUCAGCUGAAACUAGUUAGAUUUUUAAUGUCCCCACGUGAACCUAACAUGAUACUACAAUCUAUUUUCUCAGGCUAUGCGCAAAUAGAGAACCCUAAUUUUUCUAAAAAUCUGUAUAAAGCAAAAGGGCAGUACUGGUUGAUUUACUUCUGCCUUACUUUUACUUUGAUCUAAGCUAUUCCCACGGGUUGAAACUAUCUGCCCUCCCAUGAUCCUCACUUCCCCCCCUUCCUCUUCUCCC